GUGGAGGAGCUAGGUUUCAGCAUGAAUCCAAUAUAGUUUUGGAGGACCUUCCUAAGAUUUACCUUGCAAUGCUCAUCAUCAUCAACAACUAAGAAACAAGCAAUGAAUAAUUGAAUAUGCUUAUAUAUACAAAUAGACAAUUAUGGGUUGAAACGGCUCUGCAUCUCAGAAAUUCCAUAUUCCUCUGCUGCACCUGAAGGAUGACAAAUUAGAGGUGACAAAAUCAAUCACUUUCUCUUGUCCAUUCUGUCUAAAUACUUCCAAGACAAAAGCUUCAAUUCAAUUGACUUGGUCUGUAUAAAACCCCACAUGACAUACACUCUAGAGCUUUGCACUUAGCCUGGGAACAUUAGAACCUUUCUUUGGCUGCUCUUAGAGGCCUUUGGCCUAACCAAGAUCACCGGCUGUAAAUUUUUUGAAGUUGUAGGUGUUCUUGAUCAGUUGUCUAAGGUUCACCUUAUGGAGUCAGGUUCACCAUAUCAGUGGAUGAGGGAGCUGAGAUAUGACUCCCAAGGAUUAAAAAACCCAAUAAGCCUUCUUAUUGAGUGCGCUAAAUGCGUCGCAUCUGGAAGCAUCAAGAAUGCAGAUAUAGGACUUGAGCUCAUUUCUCAGAUUUCAUCUCCUGAUGGUGAUGCAGUGCAAAGGAUGGUCACUUAUUUCAGUGAAGCACUUGGUUACAGGAUAGUCAAACAUUUACCUGGUGUAUACAAAGCUCUCAAUUCCUCGAAAACAUCAUCGUCUUCAGAAGACUUCCUUGUUCAGAAAUACUUCUAUGAACUUUGCCCCUUCCUGAAGUUUUCAUACCUGAUCACAAACCAAGCAAUUGUAGAAGCUAUGGAAAGUGAAAACUGGGUUCACAUCAUUGAUCUUCAUUGUUCUGAACCAGCUCAGUGGGUGAAUCUUCUACUAACAUUAAAAAACCGCCAUGGAGGCCCGCCCCAUCUAAAAAUCACAGGUAUUCAUGAAAAGAAAGAGGUAUUAGACCAAAUGAGUCUUCACUUGACAGCUGAAGCUGGGAAUUUGGAUUUCCCUUUACAGUUUAAUCCAAUUGUUAGCAAACUGGAAGAUGUUGACUUUGAAAACUUGCCUGUGAAGACAGGUGAAGCUCUUGCAAUCACUUCAGUUCUUCAGCUUCAUUCUCUUCUUGCCACGGACGAUGACAUGAGUGGGAAGUUCUCGCCAGCCGGAGCGGCAUCUAUGAACCUGCAGAGAGCAGUGCACAUGGGCCAGAGGACUUUUGCUGAGUGGCUUGAGAGAGACAUGAUCAAUGCAUAUAUUUUAAGUCCUGAUUCUGCUUUGUCUCCUCUUUCUUUCGGUGCCUCGCCUAAGAUGGGGGUCUUUCUCAAUGCGAUGCGGAAGCUCCAGCCGAAACUGAUGGUGAUCACUGAGCAAGAAUCGAAUCUAAAUGGUUCCAAUUUGAUGGAGCGGAUUGAUAGAUCAUUGUAUUUUUACAGUGCACUUUUUGACUGCUUGGAUUCUACUGUGAUGAGAACUUCAGUGGAGAGGCAAAAACUUGAGAGCAUGCUUCUGGGGGAGCAGAUCAAGAACAUCAUUGCUUGUGAGGGAGUUGAUAGAAAGGAGAGGCAUGAAAAACUCGAGAAAUGGAUUCGGAGGCUCGAAUUGGCGGGGUUUGUGAAGGUUCCUUUGAGCUACAAUGGUAGGAUUGAAGCUAAGAGUCUGUUGCAGAGAUAUGGUCAUAAGUACAAGUUUAGAGAAGAGAAUGAUGGUUUGCUUAUCUGCUGGAGUGAUAGGCCACUGUUUUCUGUAUCAGCAUGGAGUUUCAGGAAAUGAAUGUUACUAACUUCAGAUAUAUAUGAUGAAGGUCUGCUUGUGUAUUUUCGUUAAUAAGCAAAGGAUUUCAAGAGAAAUAAAUGAAUAAUCAAGAGAAGGAGAUAGAUGGGUUUAUACUUUCAUAAUUAUUUUCUUUUCUAGCUUUAAAUUGUUUAUAUGUAUAGAUUUUAUGAUUUUUUUUCUCUAGAGCUGCUGAAGGUUUUAAAGAUGUCAAAACACAUCCAUCUUGUAUAUGUGAGUUAGUUAGACUUUCUAGAGUUAGUUAUUCAGUUUCUGUAACUAACACUGAAGGAAGUAACUAUAUCUCAGCAUGUAUGGAGAUUCUUGUACCAUUCAUUGAUCAAUGAUGAGAAUGUUAAUUAUUCCUCAUUA
Messenger RNA from Lotus japonicus, 2163 nucleotides. Its product is annotated as GRAS family protein TF80-like. The coding region runs from base 460 to 1791 and encodes 443 amino acids. Gene Ontology annotation, molecular function: DNA-binding transcription factor activity; sequence-specific DNA binding. Gene Ontology annotation, biological process: regulation of DNA-templated transcription. The transcript is spliced from 2 exons. The record is from RefSeq and is a predicted model, not a curated record. Gene Ontology annotation, cellular component: nucleus. Lineage: Eukaryota; Viridiplantae; Streptophyta; Magnoliopsida; Fabales; Fabaceae.